Teleopsis dalmanni is the source of this 1675-nucleotide messenger RNA. RefSeq names its product vacuole membrane protein 1-like. The record is from RefSeq and is a predicted model, not a curated record. Bases 150 to 1466 code for a protein of 438 amino acids. The transcript has 5 exons. NCBI's taxonomy places the organism in Eukaryota, Metazoa, Arthropoda, Insecta, Diptera, Diopsidae.
UUUUUCAUGUACUUUAUUCUGCUGGUAGAUCUGCGGCACCGUUCAGAGUAGAUUUAGAAUUUUUAAAAGUCAUUGUUAACUGAUAAAUAAUUAAAAGAGUAAAUAAGUGUUAAAAAUUAGGGAUAGUUUUAAUUUUUCGAAAAAUAUAAAUGUCACAAAGUCGUAAUCGUAGGCAGCAGCAGCAUCAACAGAAUGCGGAAAACGUAAAACAGAAAUCAACAUCAACCCAAAACGAACGCAAUAAAAAGACUAUUGGUGAUGGUCCCCAUAAGAAUAAUACUAUGUCGAUUAUACCCAAUCAAUCACGUAAAAAACCAAAUACCCAAAAAGAAAAAGAGCGCGCGGAGCGAGAACUGUUGGUGCUUUGGCGUAAACCGAUAGACACUCUUAAAUUUUCUGCAUUAGAACUUAUUACAUUGAUAAAAACUACAUCCCAAAAAUUAUUACAACAAAGGGCGCUGGUUGCUUUGUUUGUAGUAUUUUUUGCAGUUUUAAGUAUACUCUACUACACUCCUGGGCCACAUCAAGUCGUUUUAGAUAUAAUACGUAAAAACACAGUUUUUUUUGUGUAUUGGAUUGGUUUAGGAGUAUUAUCAUCUGUGGGCUUAGGUACUGGACUUCAUACGUUUUUAUUGUAUUUGGGUCCACAUAUUGCAAGUGUGACUUUAGCAGCAUAUGAAUGUAAUUCGUUAAAAUUUCCAAGUCCCCCUUAUCCUGAUGAUAUUAUAUGUCCAGAAGAACCUUAUACGCAAAAAGUACCAAAUCUUUGGACAAUUAUGUCUAAAGUAAGAUUAGAAGCGUUUCUUUGGGGUGCCGGCACCGCGCUUGGUGAAUUACCGCCGUAUUUUAUGGCUAAAGCUGCUCGCCUCUCUGGUUACGAUCCUGAUGAUGCAGAGGAAUUAGCAGAAUUCGAAGCACUUAAAGCAAAACGUAAUCAAAAGAAUUUAGGCAUAGUUGAUAGAGGCAAAUUGUUCAUGGAAAGAGUUGUAGAACGGAUUGGCUUUUUUGGUAUAUUAGCAUGUGCAAGUAUUCCCAAUCCACUUUUUGAUUUAGCUGGAAUUACAUGUGGGCAUUUUUUGGUGCCAUUUUGGACCUUCUUCGGUGCUACGUUAAUUGGUAAAGCAAUAAUUAAAAUGCAUAUACAAAAGAUAUUCGUUAUAAUAGCAUUCAAUGAGACGCUUAUUGAGCGUGCCGUCGACUUAAUGGGUUCAAUACCAUUUUUCGGUAAAAAAUUACAAGAGCCUUUUAAAGGUUUUUUAAAUAAUCAAAAAUUACGCUUACAUCGACAAAAAAAUAAGCCACAAACCGAAUCAGGAAAUCUGUUGUCAAAGAUAUUUGAAUGUUUUGUUGUUAUUAUGAUUAUGUAUUUUAUUGUUUCGAUAAUUAAUUCAUUGGCGCAAAGCUAUCAUAAGCGUAUUCAUAAAAAACCAAAUAAGAAGACGAAACGGUUCGUAAUCAAAGAAUAAGUAUUGUAUUAAGUUACGUAUGCAAUUUUUAGACUGUUUGGCAUAUUAUUUGAGUAUAGAAUAGCAAUCAUUUUUAAAUUGUUCUACAGCAUUCUGUGUUCUGUUGAUUUAGCAUGAAUUCAAAGCUAAAAAAGAAGCUAGUUAAUAAAGCAAAAUAGAUUUAAAUUAUUAGCUAAUUUAUUAUAUUUAUAAAAAUUAAUUUUUUAAAU